AUGAAUACUGAACACAUUGAUAUUCCUGUUACUCUGUCGCCGAACUAUUCUGGCGCAUGUACACAUGGAUCAAUGACAAAUGAAGAACUUAUGAAGCUUACUGAUCAACAACGUUGCAUGAUUAAUGGAAGAGCUCUUUUUGCUCUUAAGUACCGAGUCAUUCCGUGCGCAGUUAAUGAAAAGCAUCAUGCAAGUGUAGAACAAAUGUUUUUUGCCAAUUAUAACAAUGAUCAAUCUUCCGGUAGUCCACGAGGAAAAUCGUCUGGAAAACACAAAGAACCAGGCAUGUACCAUACGGCGAGUGUUAUACGCUUUCUUGUCAACGAUUACAAAUUAGAUCCGAACACAUUCGUCUACACCUGGAGUUAUGAUGUAUUUCAUCAAAAAUCUAAUAUGUCCCAGAUCUACAUUGACUUAGGAAAUUAUCUCUCAGUACAAUUCAGUUCAGAAUUUACAAGUUCUGCGAAUGUCGAUAAUCCAAACAACCUCGAGCCAGAUCACGAAGACCAAGCCUUCGAUUGCUUUAUGUCUGUUAUGAUCUUCCAUGUGCCACAGACAGCAGAACGUGCGCGAAUCUUACUGAAACAAUUGACAAACUUCCAAAUAUUUCCAUUAACUGAAGCCACUCUACACAUGGUCUGUCACAAUGCUCAGCGUGGUUUCUACACUUCACCGAUACGUAUGAAAAAGCCUCAUAUAACCGAUCUCAAACUUCAUUAUGGAGAGAACUUUUUGGAUAUUCACAAGGAGCUUCUUGAAACUCUACAAGAAAAAGAUUCUACUGGUAUAACAUUGCUGCACGGGCCUCCCGGUACAGGCAAGACCUUUUAUUUACGAUAUUUAAUCAACGAAAUUCAAGGCAAACAUGUAAUUUUUGUUCCACCUGAUCUCGUUAACGAUAUGACAAAGCCCGAUUUCCUACCAUUUCUCAUGCGACAUCCAAAUUCAGUUCUGAUUAUCGAAGAUGCUGAGAAUAUUGUCCGUGAUCGAAGUCAAGCGAGCCUUCUGCCGAACCAGGCCGUCUCCAACCUAUUGAAUAUAUCUGAUGGCUUACUCGGCGAUGCCAUGCACCAACAAAUCGUUUGUACGUUUAACUGUGAUUUUAAAGGCAUCGACCCUGCUCUUCUACGUGAUGGACGACUCGUCAUUGAACAUAAAUUUGAUAAACUAAGUAUAGAAAAUGCUCGCCGUCUGUGCGUGGAAUUGAAUAUACCUGGCAAUGGGGACGAUAUUCAUGAAUCAAUAUCCUUGGCUGAGAUUUAUGCACGAGAAAAUGCAUCAGUAGAAACGCCGUCGAAUGAUCUUGGAAAUGGAGAGGCAACUCCUAAGAAUAAACGACGGUUUCACAAAACGACAAAGAAGCCAGAUACAUUUUUUGGUUUCUAUUCUUAG
This is a messenger RNA of Rotaria socialis, 1392 nucleotides long. The record is from the annotation of a GenBank genome assembly. NCBI's taxonomy places the organism in Eukaryota, Metazoa, Rotifera, Eurotatoria, Philodinida, Philodinidae.